GAACGUGUCCGGUUUGUAAUUACAGUGUGCAGGGGAAGGGAGGUGCCAGCAAGCAUGUCAUAUGGGUUCGGCCGUCGAGAUGAGAUGGGAUGGGAUGAUGACGGCAUGGAAGCGCCAUUGCGCCUGCCGUUGCUGCUGCCCCUGCCGCACCCGCCCAGCGCCCUCACGCUGUCGUCCCGCAGCCCGCAGGCACUCGCCAUCGCCAACCUGCUGCCCUCGCACGAAGCCACGCAUAACGAGACACACGACCGCGACGCGCCCGCUCCGCCCCACCCCUACCGCACCUCGCUGCAGCUCCGCCAGCAGCAGUUGGACGACUACUACCGCGCCCACCACGCCCGCUCGCGCGCAUCGAGCUCGUCUGGCAGCGCCGCCCCGAGUCUGCGCCGCGUCCCCAACUUGGACCGCGCCCGCACCAUUGACCGCGCCCGCACAGUCGACCCCAGCCAGCAGCAGCAGCGCCUCGUCCGCUUUGCCGCCUACGACGACGCGCCGCACCCCGCCCUCCGCAUCUCGCGCCGCACCGCCUCGGCCAUCCGAUUCGUGCUCGAGGAGGCCCUCCGCGCGCCCUACCCCUUCACCCCCGACCUGGUCGAGGAGAACGAGCCCAUGGCCGAUCUGACCAGUGGCCGUGCAGCCAAUGGCGGCGCCCGCACCACCGGCGGCCCCGUCCCCGUCACCCAGGCCGACCGCUCCAACAUCCGCACCCCGCAGAUGAUCAUGAACGACCGCCGCCAGCGCGAGGCCCGCCAGCGCGAGGAGCAGAAGCAGCGCGACGCCGUCGAGGAGGACCGCCGCCGCAGUGCCGAGCGCCGCGCCCAUGCUGUCGCUGGUGUGGCUGGCACCCCCACGGCCAACACCGCCGCCAACACCACCACCGACCAGCACGUCCAGUACCCCACCACGGGAGCAGCCCGCCCGCCAGAACGCGCCCUGCCACAGUCCAGCCAGCCCCCAGACGCUGCAACCGGCGCACACUACGGCAGGCCGCGCACGAGCUCGCAGUCGCAGCAGCAGCCUCGAGCUGCCUCGGGCAACCAGCCGGCGCAGGCCUCGACGGGCGAGCAGAGACGGCCGCCCCCCGUGCAGCACUCGCGACGUCCUUCUGGCGCCACCUCUGCUGCAGCUAGUUCGCAAGCAGGGCCGUCGACGACUGCACUGCCACGACCCCCACCCCCGCCAGGCACGUCUACAACUCCCCUACGAGACUCGACUACGUCCAACUUCCCCCACGCCUUCGAGCGCUGGGAGACGCUCUCUUCGCACUGGGAGGGGCUCACCUCUUACUGGAUACGGCGGCUCGAGCAGAACACCGACGAGGUCCGCCGCGAGCCCCUGGCCCAGCAGAUGUCGCGCCAGAUCACGGAUCUGUCCGCUGCUGGCGCAAAUCUGUUCCACGCCGUCGUCGAGCUGCAGCGCCUGCGUGCGUCGUCGGAGCGCAAGUUCCAGCGCUGGUUCUACGAGCACCGGCAAGAGCAAGAACGCGCCCAGGAGAGCCAAGCACAGCUGGAGAACACGUUACGCGUCGAACGCGAGGCGCGCUCCGGAGACGUGGCGAACAUGGAGCGCAUGCUCACCGAGAAGAAGAACGCCGAGCGCGCAGUCGUCGAGAUGAAGCGCGAGCUGCAGAUCUCAAAGGAAGAAGCCCGACGCGCGUGGGAAGAGCUGGGGCGGCGCGAGCAAGAAGAACGCGACCGCCAGUUCUCGCUGAGGGAAGGGCAGCCCACGCUCGUCGGCGGUGUGCAGGUUGUUCCCAUGGCGCAGGCCGUGGCACGACGUGGGCGGACUCAAGAAGAGGAAGACGCCUAUUCUGGCGCACAGGGCAGCGGGGUAGACAUUGAGCAACACUACUCGUACGAAGACGCCCAGUCACCCACCGACACGGACCCCUUCACAGAGAGCACCCGCCACGGCCAUCGCGACCCUGACGCGCCGUCGUUGACCCAAGGCACCUACAUACCCUCAGGCGCCGGCCCCAGCUCGUCCGCCCGCUCUGGCGCCCCCAUGGACGUCUCAGACCUGACCCAAGUGCCCGCUCCCCUGCACCUCCAAUUCAGCCCCACGAACCCCUCCCACACCCAAGCGGGCGCCCAACCCCCCACCUCGCACCCAGACUCCUUCUACCAACAACCGCGCUCCUACCUGCACCAAGACCAAGAACAAGACGAAGACGAGCUCCCCAACCUGCGCACAGAGGACUCACAGUCCUACGUCACCGUCACCUCGCGCGACGACGUCACCUCGGACGGCGAGGAGGAAUACGCAAUCGACGAGCGCGGCAACUAUGUCCUCGACGACGCGGGCCACCGCAUGACGUUCCGCUCCCUGCGCUCCCCCGUCUCGGACGAAUACGACGUCCAGGAAGACCGCCGCAGAGAACUAGAGCACCUGCAGCACUACGGGGCCGGCGCGCCGCAGGCCCAUCCUCAGAAUCAGGCCCCGCAGCAGCAGAAUCACGCACAAGGCCAGAACCCCAAUCCGCCCGAUUACAGCGGCGAUGGGUAUGGAGAUGAGUGGGUUGGCAUGCGCCAUCAUCAUCCUACGAGGCUGAGCGAUGUGCCUGAGGAGGAUGAGCGCAGUCGUACGAGUCCGAGUCGUGCUAGUUUGGCGAGUAGGGGGCGCUUGUAUUAGGGCUUCUUUCUCGUGUUCUUUCUUUCUGUCAUCUCAUCUCUCUCUCUCUCUCUUUUUUUUUUUUUUUUGAAAU
Dothidotthia symphoricarpi CBS 119687 is the source of this 2704-nucleotide messenger RNA. RefSeq lists its product as uncharacterized. NCBI's taxonomy places the organism in Eukaryota, Fungi, Ascomycota, Dothideomycetes, Pleosporales, Dothidotthiaceae. The record is from RefSeq and is a predicted model, not a curated record. The coding region runs from base 55 to 2631 and encodes 858 amino acids. The transcript is spliced from 2 exons.